AUGGAAACAGUUUCAGAUAUGGCUGCGGCACCGAACGCCUACGCCCGCGCUAUGCAAACGGCCAUGUACGUGCGCCAACAGCUGCCAGAGGCUCUGCAGUACCCCAAGGUAGCCAUUGUGUGCGGCUCUGGACUUGGUGGACUGGCCGACACAAUCGAGGCGGAACCGAAAGUCGAACUGGCUUAUGGCACCAUUCCAAACUUUCCCAAGAGUACUGUUGUGGGACAUGCUGGAAAGUUUGUGUUCGGUCAGAUUGGGCCUCAGAAGACGCCUGUAGCGCUUCUUGUUGGACGGGCACAUUUCUAUGAAGGACACUCGAUGGACCUUGUCACAUUCGCUACUCGAGUGUGCAAAUUGCUCGGUGUCGAGACUAUGAUCGUCACGAACGCAGCCGGUGGGCUCAACCAGACUUACCGCGUAGGAGACAUCGUAUGCUUGAACGACCAUCUCAAUAUGGCUGGACUGGUGGGCAUCCAUCCUCUGCGCGGACCCAAUAUCGAGGAGUUUGGCACACGGUUCCCACCUCUGUCAGAUGCGUACGACCUCGACUUGAGGGUGCGGACGCACAAGGCCUGGGCAAAACUAGGACUGGAUAAACAGGAGCGACGGCUACACGAGGGUGUGUACGCGUUUGUGGCAGGACCAACUUACGAAACUCGUGCAGAAUGCCGAAUGCUCAGCACGCUAGGAGCUGAUGUAGUGGCAUUCAGUCUAGUUACCAAUGUGGCUGUGCUUGAGGCAGGCGCCCGUGGCAACGAUGCGGAGAUCCAGACCAUGAACAGGGCGGAACUGACUGAGCAUUUGAGCCAAGGUAAGGCAAACCACGAGGAGGUACUGGAGGCCGGACGGGAGGCAGCGAAGGACAUGCAAGCCCUGGUCAAGCAGAUCUUGUCCGAUCUUCACGGCCAAUGA
Messenger RNA from Alternaria infectoria, 912 nucleotides. RefSeq lists its product as uncharacterized. The record is from RefSeq and is a predicted model, not a curated record. Gene Ontology annotation, molecular function: purine-nucleoside phosphorylase activity. Lineage: Eukaryota; Fungi; Ascomycota; Dothideomycetes; Pleosporales; Pleosporaceae. Gene Ontology annotation, biological process: nucleoside metabolic process. The transcript has 7 exons. Gene Ontology annotation, cellular component: cytoplasm. The coding region runs from base 1 to 912 and encodes 303 amino acids.